Messenger RNA from Linum tenue, 788 nucleotides. NCBI's taxonomy places the organism in Eukaryota, Viridiplantae, Streptophyta, Magnoliopsida, Malpighiales, Linaceae. The record is from the annotation of a GenBank genome assembly.
CCCUUUGCUGGUAACAGUUCAUACACCCACCUUUUCCUUAAGUAGCCCGGUUGCUGGACACCAAUGCUGAUAGUAUGACGAGACCAGUGCAGGGGAGGCAUGGUUCGUCAGAUUGUUCUUCUCCGUCGAAAAACAGCGCAAGUGUAGUUAAUCCGGUCAUAGGCUCUUCAACGCCCGUGAGUAUUGAUCGAAGAGGGAGAAAGGCCACAUUCACUCCAUCUCACUUUAGCUCUAUUCCUGGGAAGUCAGCACAUGCCGUUGACCCCAUUCCUUCUCGAACAAACAAGAAAAGACCAAGUCUGUUUGCAUCCAAGUCACCUCCAGGAAAGGGAAAAGAGCCACGCCUCAGUUCAGUUCGUACGGGCACAGAUGUCAAUGAACGGCUACACGAAAAUGAUCAACCAUUCUUCACCUCCCCUGCUGCCACAACACCACAACAUUGUUCUUCAAAUCCUGUCACUCAAGCCUCCCCUACGUCCAGCAUGUCUUCAACUGGUGUGCGACAGAAAUCCAAAGUUCAACGUGCACAUACCUUUUGGAAUGAUGACAUUCUGGAUUUUGGGCUUCCUGAAUGUGCUUGCCCAUAUUGCGGAGCUAUGUUCUGGUAUGCUGAACGCCUUGAACGACACCGAAACACCACAAUGCCAAUAUUUGCUCUAUGCUGUAAUCAUGGAAGAGUCUCUCUCCCUUUGCUAAAGCAGACCCCGGCUUAUCUUAAUAGCCUUCUUGAUGUUAGUGGAGGCUCGGAAUCAAGGCACUUUCGUAAAGAGGUUCGUCCCUAUAACGGU